Drosophila willistoni is the source of this 1490-nucleotide messenger RNA. RefSeq names its product ras-related protein RHN1 (gene RabX1). The transcript has 3 exons. Gene Ontology annotation, molecular function: GTPase activity; GTP binding. NCBI's taxonomy places the organism in Eukaryota, Metazoa, Arthropoda, Insecta, Diptera, Drosophilidae. Bases 330 to 1118 code for a protein of 262 amino acids. The record is from RefSeq and is a predicted model, not a curated record.
ACAGCUGUUUUGUAUACACAAUAAAAACAACAUUAACAACAAAAUAAUUGCUUAAUAUUUAAAUAUAACUUUUAUCUUACGCAGUGCGACAGACAGACGCGUACGCUGAGCAACAAAGGCAUUUAAUGUGCAUUCGAGACACUCACAAGCGCGAUAAAAACAAUUGCAGCUUACUUAAAUUUGAUGCGUUUGCACUUAAAAUGCAUCAUCGACAAUAAAUAAAGCAACAAAUUCGUCAUACCAAAGACAAAUUCAGGCAAAGGAAAAAGGGCAACAUUUACAAACACAACUAUUUGCAAUGUCAUAAAAUUGAUUACGAAGAAGCAAAUAUGCGCGGAAUAGAAGGAAAAGUUGUGGUACUGGGAUCGCGAGGCGUGGGCAAGACGCGUCUGGUAAUUAAAUAUAUGAAGAACUCUUUGCAUCGAAAUGAGAGCGAGGUGCCGACAAUAGCCGUUUCGUUUUUUACAUGCAACAUCGUUUUGGAUCAGGUUAAAAUCAAAUUACAAAUCUGGGAUACGGCUGGCCAGGAGCGUUUCCGAGCCGUUGCCCCCAUGUAUUAUCGGAAUGCGAAUGCAGCCAUUUUGGUGUUCGAUCUGACGCAGUAUAAAACCUUCACGGAAAUCAAGUCAUGGAUACAAGAGCUACAUCGCAAUGUUCAGGAUCCGAUGAUAUUGACUCUGGUAGGCAAUAAAAUGGACAUGCAGGCGCAGCGAGCUGUUUCCCGAGAUGAGGCUUACCUGUUUGCCACCUCCAUAGGGGCUACAUACUUUGAGACGUCGUCGGAGACUGAGCAGGGUCUAGAACAAGUAUUUUUAACCACAGCUCUGGGCCUGGUGCGCCUGGCCGACGAGGGCAAGAGUCGUUCAUUACGCUCAUUUGAGUCAUGCGAUUCAUUGGCCUACACAAAUACCAACACUGCCUUCAGUCAUUCUGUGGCCGCCUUGGCUCGCAGCCCAGAACAUCCGGCCUUCCGCUUGCCUUACGUCGAUAUUGGCUUAGCCGUCGACGAUGGCGAGGACGUGAAAACGAAUGGUGUGGGUCGUCUGGAGACGCCGCCUUGGAGCAUUGAACAUAUCGCCCUGGGUGAGGUGGAGAGGCCCCGAUAUUGUUGCUACUGAAGCAUUCAACUGAUACACAGAGGAACCAUUGUGAUGUUAACAAAGCAGACUAACUUUUAGUUCGAAUACGAUAAAAUCCGAUCAUUUGGCACAGCUUAAGCGGUAAAGAAAGAACCAAAAAACUCCCAAUACAUUUUAAAAACAAACAAGGAUACAAGCGUCAAUAACAAGAAAAUGUAAGAAAUAUUGAUUAGGCCAUAAACGAGCUGUUGCUUGCUUCAUGGACAAAGCGACUCAAAGCGGCUCAUAGAUUUUAAUUUGUAGAUCUUAAGUUUCAAUCAGCAAUCGCCUCAAUGCAUAUUAUUAUGAUUCUAACUAUUUAUGUGCGUCGCUGUAAGCUCAUUUUGGACAUUAAAGCAACCCCAAACCCGA